Molecule: messenger RNA, 504 nt
Organism: Rhodotorula toruloides NP11
Lineage: Eukaryota; Fungi; Basidiomycota; Microbotryomycetes; Sporidiobolales; Sporidiobolaceae
Product: Coiled-coil domain-containing protein 56
Exons: 1
Coding region: 1-504 (167 amino acids)
Biological process (GO): mitochondrial respiratory chain complex IV assembly
Cellular component (GO): mitochondrial inner membrane
Source: RefSeq, a predicted model, not a curated record
AUGGCCGAUACUGGUUUGACAAGCCGGCAAGCCCGCGCGACCUACCACCCGAAGGGCUACGGCGUCUCGGAGGGCCUCAAGCGCGCUCGCCAACCGUUCCGAACCCGCAACAUGAUCACCGGCGGCCUCAUUUCCGCCUUCGCCUUCUCCGUCUACAUGUACUCGAUCCGCGCAGUCGCCCAGGACGACUUUGCCGACCUCGCCGAACCUGUCUCGGAGGAUACCCGUCGGAACUUGCGGUCGAUCGAGGAGGAGAAGCGGUACAACGAGGCGCUCGUCGCGGACCGGCUCGCACCACAGCCUGCGAGUACUGCUGCGGCGCCUCAGGCCACGACUGUCGCGGCGCCCGUACCAGGACAGCCGUCGGUAUUGCAGAUGGUCCAGGGAGCCUUUGGAGGACGCGGUGCGGAGAGCAAGAUUGUAUGGGGUGCGCCGUCGGUCGACAGGCUCGGGCGAAUGGGCGCGGAGGUAUCGCAGGAGCAGUACUCACGCCGGCUGGUGUAG